This is a messenger RNA of Haemonchus placei, 483 nucleotides long. The record is from the annotation of a GenBank genome assembly. Lineage: Eukaryota; Metazoa; Nematoda; Chromadorea; Rhabditida; Trichostrongylidae.
AUGAGGAUGCAAUCCGCUUCGUGGACACCUCAGCAGGAGGCAUGGCUCCUCAUCGGCUACUUGGAUGGCGCAGCACGAGAGAAAGUCGAGGAGGAGACUGCGAGAGCUACGACGCCAUCGUCGCCCACCUCAGGAAGUCGUUCGAAGGACCUCAGUACGGGUACACGGCGCGGCAGGCUCUGUCUGCUUGUAAGCAACAAACAGGUGAAUCUUCUGCUACAUUUGCUAACGUCUGCUCACUUUGGUCCGUGCACCCACUACAAGACAGGAUCCAAUUACCCAGAAGGAGAGUGUCUUGGAGGAGUUUGUCGCACGUCUUCGUCCACAUAUCAGAGGCAGCGCAACGAUGAAUACUCAUGAGACACUCAAGGAGGACCCCUUCUUAUGAUGUGCGUUCUCGUUCGCUUGACCGUCAUGUGCCUCAUUCUUCUCCAUCUUCUGAGCUGUAUCCAGCUCGUCGCACUGCAGCUACAGCGCAGGUAG